Molecule: messenger RNA, 440 nt
Organism: Merops nubicus (carmine bee-eater)
Lineage: Eukaryota; Metazoa; Chordata; Aves; Coraciiformes; Meropidae
Product: tumor protein p73-like
Exons: 3
Biological process (GO): protein tetramerization
Source: RefSeq, a predicted model, not a curated record
AUGAGGAAGGUGGCCAGGUGGGACGGGAGCAAAGCGAAGCCCUGGGCUUGUUCCCUCCUCCAGGUGCGAGGCCGGGAGAACUUUGAGAUCCUGAUGAAGAUAAAGGAGAGCCUGGAGCUGGUGGAGCUGGUCCCACAGCAGCUGGUUGACUCGAGCCAGCUGCAGACACCUUCCUCCUACGGCCCCGUCCUGUCGCCCAUGAACAAAGUUCACGGUGGAGGAAUCAACAAGCUGCCCUCUGUCAACCAGCUGGUGGGGCAGCCGGCACAGCACAGCUCCAGCUCCACGCCCAGCCUGGGGCCCAUGGGCCCCGGGAUGCUGAACAGUCACCCCAUGCAGCCCAACGGAGAGAUGAAUGGGGGCCACUCAUCCCAGUCCAUGGUGUCCGGGUCACACUGCACCCCCCCGCCGCCCUACAACCCCGACCCCAGCCUCGUCAG